Molecule: messenger RNA, 1968 nt
Organism: Candidula unifasciata
Lineage: Eukaryota; Metazoa; Mollusca; Gastropoda; Stylommatophora; Geomitridae
Source: the annotation of a GenBank genome assembly
AUGGAGUUCGAUACCGUGCCUACAGAUGUUUUAGACCUGUUGUUUGAUGGCCACUGUGGAUUGAUGAAAGAUGAUGUACCCAUUAUUCCACACAUUCACAUCAAUAACAACAAUAUUGGGAAACGGGAUUUCGCUGAGGCAAACUUAAACUAUAAUACCGAACAAGACAGUAUAUUUCACAAUAUUAGUUUUGGUGAUUUUGAUCUACUGAGCGAUAACCUGUUUGAGAGCCUGAUCAAUGCAGCCCAGCCAGAUCCUGUGUUAGAUGACUCCCUGAAUAGAAAGAAAACUUUUCACUCUGACCACGACUACAUCGCUCACACAUCCCCCAGCGAGCAGAGUGACAGUGAUGUUUCUGUCGUCUCAGAUGACUCCAGUUCUGUCUUGAGGCUGAGUCUGAACUCAGAAAAUAAUAACAUGACUGAUGAUCAACUGGAACUCUUCGCCUCCCCAAGGUACUCAACAGCAGACUAUCCUAACUAUGCCAGGGGAACCAGCUUCCCUCAGUACACAGACAAUAUGCCCUAUAACAUGCUCAAGAUGCAUGAUGCCAGUGUGGGUAUGGUCAAGGCUGAGAGUAUCAGCUACAGCCACAUGUUGAACAAAGUGUCUGGCGGCAGUGAAAGUAUAGGCUACACCUCCUGCGGAAAUGAUGAUGAGGAUGAUGAUGAUGCAUCAGAGGAUUUUGAUAUUAAUCACUUAGAUACAGAACCACACUCCUGUGAUCAACACACUUGUGGCACUCAGUCUGUCUUGGUUGUCAAUGGAGCAAAUAAGACUUUAAUUCCCAUCCAGCGAACAAACAAGAAGGAAGGAAUGUUGCCUAUGACAGGCAGUGACGUUGAUCCUCUUAGUGUCAAUUGUAACAAUUUUCCUGAGCUCCGUUUGACUGAUGAAGAGAAAGAGUUGCUAGCAAAAGAAGGCGUUAGUCUCCCAUCUAAUCUUCCUCUUACCAGAGAUGAAGAGAGAGUUUUGAAGGCCGUCAGAAGGAAGAUCAGGAACAAGAUAUCAGCCAAAGAAAGCAGAAAGAGAAAACAAGGAUAUGUUGAUGGACUUGAACAACGUGUCAAGCUGUGCACGCAGGAAAAUCGGCAACUACAACAGAAAGUCGACUCCUUGGAAAAGCAGAAUGUUUCCUUGAUCGCCCAGCUAAAGAGGUUACAGUCUAUUGUUGGAAAAUCAAAUGUUCCGGUGCAAGCUUCAACAUGUGCCAUGGUACUGUUGCUGUCAUUUGCACUUUUGGUGGUUCCAACGUUGAGUCCAUUUGGCUCUGGUCAUGAGAAUGACACUCCGGCUUCAAGAAAUAUGGCUGUCAGAGGAAAGGCACGUAGCUUGCUUCAGCACAACGAUGUUGGGAUGGGUGAUCUGGAUGAAGACCCCUACGGUGUAAGUUCUCCUGGAGGGGCACGCUGGACCAAGAGACCCUUCCCACAGACUUUUGCCUUUAGGUCAGAGGAAGCACCCAGUCCCCCUAGAGAUGAUUCAAAUGCUGUUUGGUCUCAGAGUAAACUAACGAAAGAUUAUUUGGAUGCUGUUAGAUCUCAGAGUAAACUCCAGAAAGAUGAUUCUGAUGCUGUUUGGUCUCAGAGAAAACUAAUGAAAGAUGAUUCAAAUGCUGUUUGGUCUCAGAGUAAACUAACGAAAGAUUAUUCGGAUGCUGUUUGGUCUCCGAGUAAACUAAUGAAAGAUGAUUCAGAUGCUGUUUGGUCUCAGAGUAAACUCCAGAAAGAUGAUUCAGAUGCGGUUUGGUCUCCGAGUCAACUAAUGAAAGAUGAAUCUGUGCAAGAUUCAUGGGUUGUGAAGAACAAAGCCUCGCCUGUUUUAUCCCCUGGCGUCGCAGCUGAGCUGAUGGCUGUUUAUGAGUUCUCUCUGAAUUCUGAAAGUUACCACAGAAAGCUGGUGGUCAGUGACCAUAAUUCAUCAGAAACAUUCACUAAUUUGAAAAUGGCAAUAAAAAACAGGAUAUAA